Molecule: messenger RNA, 1009 nt
Organism: Drosophila kikkawai
Lineage: Eukaryota; Metazoa; Arthropoda; Insecta; Diptera; Drosophilidae
Source: RefSeq, a predicted model, not a curated record
AUGUCAGGUUCUCCGCUCAGAUUGCAGCUUCUCAAUAAAUUAAUUCUCAGAUUUGCAUCUACUUCACUGAGCAAAAGCUUUGGUGCGCCAGUGUUUUUCCUCAGAUGCGGGGUAUUGACCGUGUUCUUAACGGUCAUACAAGGACAAGAGCAACAGCAGUGUGGAAAGCUAAGGGAAACCCAAUUCUACAACCACAAGCUCUUCACAGACCCGGACGAGCACACCUGGAUUGGCCGCCUGUUCAACGGUGGUGAGCCGGAUAAGCCAGAACCGGUAUCCGACUGUCUGGCAGUGUUGAUCCACCAACGCUACGCCAUCCUCACCGCUCUCUGCACUCUCUAUAAUUAUCCGAGCACCCUUCCCAAGUACAUUGUCUUUGGGGACUGGCGCGCCAACCCGAACACCAAGACGGGCGACUGUCGUGUGGCCAGUGAAAUCACCCAGUGCUCCCCGUCUCCGCAGGCGGUGGACAUUGAAGAGUUUGCGGUGCACCCGCUAUAUGUUAAGGGCAAACUCGACAACGACAUCGCCCUGGCCAAGCUGGUGCGGAAUGUCGAGCUCUCGGAGUUUGUGCAGCCACUGUGCCUGCCGCCUGCUCAGGAGAUCGAGGGCAACUACAUUGGACAGCGACUGGAGAUCGCGGGAUUCCAGUACCAGCCAUCGAACCGUGAGGAGGUGACCGAGGAGCUUGAGUGGCGGAUAAAGGCGACAAGACACGCGAGCAGCCUUGAGUACUGCACCUCGGUGAUGGAGCCGCUGAUCAAGGAGAAUCUUAGCCAGAGCAUCCUGUGUGUCGUGGGGGUGAAGACAAAUUAUUUGCAGCCGGGAUCGCCGCUGAUGGACUUUGAGUUGAUGGACGGAAAGCCGCGAAACUACUAUCUCGUCGGAAUAAAGACCUUUGGGACACUUGGGCGUUUCAGAUCGUGGACUUUCAUAGACGGAUACCUGCGCAUAUUGCCAUUCAGAAACUGGAUCUUGAGAAAUAUCGAAUAAAAAUGCCAUAGAUAUA